AUGAGCUGGACUCAGACAAUCAGAGGCUCCUCACCCCCUCUUCUGUCCUUAGAAUAUAAGGAAGUAAGGGCCACAGACCAAACGACAGGUCUAAUGGCGACCCAGGACAAACCACACAGAACCUGUCUGGAGUCCAACAGAGCCCCAGAUGUAGUUCAGGAACCAAGAGGUCUUUCAAGAUCAAACACAGCCCUAAAAAGAAUUUAA
This is a messenger RNA of Lipotes vexillifer (Yangtze River dolphin), 207 nucleotides long. NCBI's taxonomy places the organism in Eukaryota, Metazoa, Chordata, Mammalia, Artiodactyla, Lipotidae. The record is from RefSeq and is a predicted model, not a curated record.